Jatropha curcas is the source of this 1024-nucleotide messenger RNA. RefSeq lists its product as uncharacterized. Lineage: Eukaryota; Viridiplantae; Streptophyta; Magnoliopsida; Malpighiales; Euphorbiaceae. Gene Ontology annotation, cellular component: plasma membrane. The record is from RefSeq and is a predicted model, not a curated record.
UGAAGCAUACAUCACAGAGCAAUCACAUAAAAAUUCGCCUUUAAUUUAGGUUCUGAAGGAGUGAGCAUUGUUGAAGUAUAUGAUUAUCAGAUUUCAGAACCAUGUCAAUUCAAGAUGAAAUAGCAGAAAGUGAAAAUUUAAGACAACUGACAGAUCCACCACAUCCUCCAGCAAAAGUUUCUGUUAGUAAGUGGGAUAAAUACCUAGAUUACCAAAGUAGCCAGUUGGAGAAGACACGAGGCCAUUUAAUGAUAGUGGCUACUGUUAUUGCAUCCAUGGCUUUCCAAGCUGCAGUCAACCCACCAAGUGAACUCUGGAAAAAUGAUUCCCAAGAAAAAGUAUGCACAGCUGGAAUGAUAAGGGAUACAAUCACAAAUAAAGGGGUAAUCGAAAUAAGAAAAUUAGCAAUAACCUGCAUCCAAAAGUUUAACAGCCAAGAAUUUAUUAUCUGCAACACCAUCGCAUUCUCAGCAUCUCUGAGCAUAAUCUUUCUGCUUACUGUUCUUCCUCUCAAAAAUAGGUUUUCUAUGUGGAUUAUGCUUAUAACCAUAAGCAUCACAGUAAUUUUCAUGGCUGCCACUUACAUGCUCUCAAUCAUAUUAGUUGGAGGAGGGUCAAAGCAAGAAAGGUUUAACAGUGAGAUUCUUUUGUACUAUAUAGUGUUUUGGUUUGGAUUACUAGCAAUUAUUAUUUUACUUUUUGCCCUUCGACUUCUGUUUUGGUUGCUCAAGAUAUUGGUUACUAUAGUCUUCCACGUGAUAAGGUUUCUAUAUCUGAAGGGGAAGCGACAGGGAACUGGAAGUGGUCAACCCACCAGCACCCGUGUUUAAGCAACAUCUGUGUUGUUUAUUUGAUGGGUUUAUAGUUCCAUAGCCAUAUCUCUUUACUAGAUUCUUAAAGUUAUGCAGUUGUGUAGAUUAUAACUGUAUUACCGUUACAGCUUCUUUGGAAUGCAUUUGUCUAUAUGUAUCGAAGGUUAGGAGUUGCAAAAUCUAUUAGGCUUUGCUAAUGCAUUUGUACGAAG